Molecule: messenger RNA, 2226 nt
Organism: Alnus glutinosa
Lineage: Eukaryota; Viridiplantae; Streptophyta; Magnoliopsida; Fagales; Betulaceae
Product: pentatricopeptide repeat-containing protein At2g35030, mitochondrial
Exons: 1
Coding region: 235-2199 (654 amino acids)
Biological process (GO): RNA modification
Molecular function (GO): RNA binding; protein binding
Source: RefSeq, a predicted model, not a curated record
UCCAAAACAAGCUCAGAUGAAUUUUCCCGCAUCCAAUUGUGGUCCUCACUGUUAACCCCACGACACCGUUUUUAAGUACCAUAGGCAUAGACCGGAGCUCAUCGCUUACAGUUAAUGGCCGUUAUACAAUUCUAAAUCUUCUUCAACCUCCAAGCGAUCAUAUUCAUAACCCAGAACUUCCAUUUCACUAGCUUUAGUGCUUCAUAUACAGACAUUAUUUGAUUCUUGCUUGAAAUGUUAGCUCUUUUUCGAGCAUCAACCAGUGCCAGACAAUUCAGCAGUAUUGUUAGAUCACCUAUUUUGAACUGUGUCCAAAUUAUUAUCCCACUACUGUGCGAUCUCAAGGUUCUAUAUGGAUCCCGAAUUGAUCUUUACCACUCGGUGAAUGAUCCGGGAAUGGACAAAUUUGCGAUACCCGGAAGAGAUUAUAGCGCCAACUCGGGUGUGGCGCGGUCUAAUUGGUUGAUUACUAAGCUCUGCAAAGAAGGAAAAAUUUGCGAAGCACGCCUGGUCUUUGAUAACAUGUGCGAGAGAGAUGUGGUCACUUGGACUACGGUGAUCACGGGGUAUAUUAAGUGUAGGAUGGUUGAUGAGGCGAGGAGGUUGUUUGAUAGAGUGGAUGCUAAGAAGAAUGUGAUUACUUGGACUGCUUUGGUUAGUGGGUAUAUAAGGUUGAAUAGGAUUAAGGAAGCUGAGAGGGUAUUCUAUGAGAUGCCAGUUAAGAAUGUGGUUUCUUGGAACACAAUGAUUGAUGGGUAUGCGAGAAAUGGUAAAAGUGAUUUGGCUUUGGAUUUGUUUGAGAUGAUGCCGGAGAGGAAUCUAGUUUCUUGGAACACUAUUAUAACUGCUUUGGCACAAUGCGGGAGGAUUGACCAGGCACAGAGGCUUUUUGAACAGAUGUGUGAAAGGGAUGUGAUCUCGUGGACGGCAAUGGUUGCCGGUUUAUCAAGAAAUGGAAGGAUUGAGGAAGCACGGUUACUUUUUGAUAGGAUGCCUGAAAGGAAUGUCGUUUCGUGGAAUGCUAUGAUUACUGGCUAUGCGCAGAAUAAGAGGUUGGAUGAGGCCCUUGACUUGUUUGAGAGAAUGCCGGAGAGGGACUUGCCUUCAUGGAAUACCAUGAUUACUGGAUUUAUUCAGAAUGGGGAGUUAACUAGGGCAUGGAAGUUGUUUAAUGAAAUGCCCCAAAAGAAUGUGAUAUCUUGGACUGCAAUUAUCACAGGAUAUAUCCAAGAUGGGCAAAGUGAAGAAGCAUUGAAGAUUUUCUUGAAAAUGCUGGUGGCCGAUGGGGUGAAACCUAAUCAGGGGACUUUCGUGUCUGUUUUGGGUGCUUGUAGUGAUCUAGCUGGUCUUAGUGAGGGACAGCAAGUUCAUCAGAUGAUAAGUAAAUCAGCCUAUCAGGAUUUUCCAUUUGUGGUAUCAGCACUCAUAAACAUGUAUUCGAAGUGUGGGGAGUUGGGUAGUGCUAGGAAGAUGUUUGAUGAUGGGAUGACAAGCCAUAGGGAUUUGAUUUCUUGGAAUGGUAUGAUUGCAGCCUAUGCACACCAUGGAUGUGGCAGAGAGGCAAUUAAUUUGUUCAAUGAAAUGAGGGAAUCAGGGUUCCAUCCUGAUGAUGUCACCUAUGUGGGGUUGCUCUCUGCUUGCAGCCAUGCUGGGUUGGUAGAGGAGGGGCUAAAGUAUUUUGAUGAGCUUGUGAGAGAUGGGUCCAUAAUCGUGAGAGAAGAUCACUACACAUGCUUGGUUGAUCUCUUUGUCCGUGCAGGCAGGCUUAAAGAGGCUUUUGAUUUUAUAAAGCGAAUUGGCACCAAGCCAUCAGCUUCUGUUUUGGGGGCUUUACUUGCUGGAUGUAAUGUUCAUGGGGAUGAGGACAUAGGGAAGCUGGCCGCAGAGGAGCUUUUAGAAGUGGAGCCAGAGAACCCAGGCACAUAUUUAUUGUUGUCUAACAUAUAUGCUUCAGCAGGGCAAUGGAGAGAAGCUGCUAAAGUGAGGUUGAAAAUGAAGGAUAAGGGGUUGAAGAAGCAGCCUGGUUGCAGUUGGAUAGAAAUUGGGAAUAGUUCGCAUGUGUUUGUAGUUGGUGAUAAGUCUCAUCGUCAGUCUGAACUUAUUUGUUCUUUACUUCGUGAGCUUCAUUCAAAGAUAAAGCAGGUUGGAAAUGUCCCAAUUGAUGAUAUGAUAGUAGAUGACGAAUUUUCAAUGACGUAAGCUUGAAUUGGCAGGAGUUUGAUGAUA